AUGAGCUCUAGGAAUUCCAUGGGCGUCCCGCAAAGAGCCCAGCAACGGGCGCUCACCGGCUCAGCUCUUCAUGCUCAUCAGCGCAGCAUAUCCUCGUCACACAUACAGCCUCAUUCGCCCGUUCGGAAGGAUGCCUUUGCCGACCAUAACCAACCGACCGACCCUUCCGACGUCGCCACAGCCUCAUCCCAGGCCACCACCGCUAGCCGCCAUGGCGCAACCCCAAGGCGCGCCGCCGGCUCCAAGCUCCGCAUCGAGCUCUCCAACGAUGACAACGUGACACCUGGCCCGGCCACCGACUCUCCCCAGGCCACGCCCUCCAUCACAUCCCACAGCGCCGCCCCCGACUCCAGCACAGAUGUCAGCGGUCAUGGCAGCCCGGCCCUGUCCCGAGCCUCUCAUGCCGACUCGGCCAUUCCUCGAAUGCCCAUGCCUCAGCGCCGCGGUCCUCUGCAGCGCUUCGUCGCCAGCAGCAAAACACCCGCGCCUCCCACCGCACCCCUCAAGCGCGACUCUAAACCCAAGCAAUAUUCCAUCGAGGUUCCUCUCGACGCCCCGCGCUUUCUGUCCACUAACAAGCAAGACGCUGUUCACCGCGAUCCUUUCAACAAGGGUCUUUUCUCCGGUAAUGCCGACUUUUUUCCUUGGACCGGCCGCCACCACGAAGACGAAUGGAGCACUGAGGCCAUACAAAAAGGAACAUGGGAUCGCGGCAGCCAAAACGAGACUUCCUCGGCCCGCCUUGCAGUCUAUCCGUCUCUUAAGCAGAAGACGGGGCUCAAUGCAUUGUCCACCAUAUUCAUGGGAGUUCUCAAUCAGCGACGAAACCGAGGCCAAAUCACCGCCCCGUCUACAUUCAAGCCGCCUCCUCGCGUCACACUCACCGAUACGAAACGUGAGGUGUGGCUCAAGGAUCUGGCGAAUCCGACCAUUUCGCUACGACGCCUCAGUCGCACCAUUCCCCAUGGAAUUCGCGGCCGGACUCUUCUCGACCAGUGUCUCAACAAAAACGUGCCAACCGAGCGAGCCGUCUGGCUGGCCAAGUGCGUCGGCGCCAAUGAGAUCCGAGCCUUCAAGCGCAAGGGUGUCACCGGCGCAUUGGUCUUGGGGAAUGAGCUUAAAUGGAUCAGAGACUGGACUAUAUUUAUCGAACAGUUUGUUGACGCUGUCGUCUCCUCGGUUGGCGAGCCUGAUUGGAAGCAGAGAGUAACCUACUCCAUCCGCCUCGCCACCGUUCUCUACUCUGAGCAUUUGCUCGAUCGAGAUCAUUAUCUUGACUGGAUUGUCUCGGGUUUGGAAAACAGCAGCCAAGCCAAGCUUCCCAUGUGGAUAUUGAUUGCUCAGAUAUGUUGGACAGACAUACUUCGAUCGAGAAAAUCAGGCCGCCGCCUUGUUUUCGCUCUACUGAAUCAUUUGAACACAAUAUACAACGACCUCGAUCGGGAUAUUUUGAUGCCGCUCUCGAAUCAGCUGGCGUCGCUACUCAAGACACUGGUUGUAAACAACCCGGAGAGCUUCAUUCAGCCACUGCAAUGGCUCAAAUACCGCGAAAGUCUUUCCGCCUUCCUCCCACCCGAUGCAAGUAUAUUGCAGCAAGCAUAUCGCUCCAUCAAUCAAAGAAACUCGGAACUUUUGGUCUCCAGUACCGCCUCCCCACCCAUCGGUGGCAAAGAGCAUUUGGUCAAACUUUUAGACGCCACCUUACACGGCAAGGUCGACCGCGAUUUAUCCACCAAAUGCUGGUCAAUUUCGGAAGACAAGACACAAGUUCUCAAGACUGUCAUUGAAUGGGUCACUUCUUUUCACCGCCCAGGCUUGGAAAAGAUCUAUACUGCCACUAACCUGCUGCGGUCUUGGGGUAGCUUUCGGAUUAACACGACAGGCGCCAUUCUCGACGCUCUCGACUCGAUAGAGCCCGAUGAUACAGUUCGGAAACAAGCAGUCUACCGCCUGGUAACUGAACUGGCACGAACUGGACACUUUUCCAUCUCCCAGUACAUCCAGUGGCUGAUAGCUCGAGGCAACUGUCACAGCGCUGCUGAUGUGGAAGACACAGGUCCAUGCGCAUCUAGGCUCCUUGUUGAGCUACCCGUUCACUGCAUACCGGAGGAUCGCAAGUUGGACCGCGCCAACUUGCUACGUCGCGCCGCCAACUACGAUGUUGCCGAUGAGGCUCGCGAUAUUGAAAUUGCCAUCAAGUGUGUCAGUCAGACGCUCGGGCUGCCUGGGUACAAUAUCAAGCACGAUGAUCCAGCCCUGCCGAGCAAACCCCUUCCACUGCGCAAACUUGUCAGCCGCAUCAAUAGCAGCAGCUUUGCCCUCAAGAGCGCACUUGGAACUCAUAUUCGCGAUGCCUUCCAAAGGCUGCUUCCUCCGCGUCUUGAUGCUGAUGUCUCCUUGAAUGUGUUCACAUCCACACGCACCAUACUCGAAACGACUAGAGAUUUUUCCAUGUUGGGUGAGGUCAUCAGGAGCUGCUCCAAAAUUUCCAACAUUGAGGUUCUAGCUGCCUGUGUUGACACCAUCAAUGUCAACCUACAGAUCCUUCUCGCGGUUGGUAUCGCGGAUGACCUGUUUACUCUCUUUGUUGAGCGACUCAAGGCAGCGAGCCGUGAGCACGGGCUCGUAGCUCGUCCUCUGCUUGCUGCCCUGUCAUCACUGGCACAGCGCAUGCCCAACCAAGGCGAAAUGGCCAAGAAUCUGCAGCAGGAGCUGACGCAGACCGACCGCAGUAAUCCAAUCGACGCCUGCUCCCCCGUCUCGGACAAUAUGGUCAGCCAAUCUACGAGCCCAGAGGGCGAGGUUUCCGAGCAAAUUGACAGGCUGCUGGCGACGGGCAACAGCGUCGAUCACCCCACGAUGAACCGUCUGUUUCGCCACAUUGUUCCCCGUCUCGAGGCCGGAUGGAACAAGCUAGACGCCAGCCGCCGAGUCUAUGCCUCCCUUCUUGCUAGAUUACGCAUCUUUGACACGCCGCAUUUUGAUAAGCUCAUGAGUGACUGGGUCAGCCAUAUUCGAUCGCUCAAGGAGCGACCCGCGCUACUGGAGCUGCUUCCGUUACUGGUUAGUCUUGGCUGCCUCACCAUGGCUACAGUCCUGCAUACAGCGAAUGCAGCUCCUGUCGCAGCAAAUGUCAACGCCAUCGAGUUUGGACCGCCCCGUGGCUCGGCCAUCUAUCUUGAAGAGCUUUUGCAGCUCAUCCUACGCAAGUUACCCCAGAAGAGCCCACUGACGGCUGACGAAUCCUACCGUUUUGUCGUCUACCAACAGUCAGCCAAAAUAGAGCAUUCCAAAGCCCUUUUGCUCUUGAUUCGCAAUGCGGUCCAAGAGUACUCGAUUCUCCGCUGUCGCUCUUCCACGACCGCACCUCCGCUUGACGAUCGAAGCUCCCAGGACGAUGUGCUGGAGGCUCUACGAGUUCUGGUAGUAACGGAACCUACGGCGGCCGCUGAAGCCCUUAGCAUGAAGGACCUAGCCCCCGAAGCCUCUGCUCUCAUUAGGGCUAUUGCUGCCAAGCUUCUGGCCCCUGGUGACGAAAACACAAGCUCUUCAUUUGACAAGAUUCUGGGUCUGGCCAACGAGCUUACGAUGCCGUUUUGCCAACUCAGUCUCAGUAUGGAGCUUUCCUUGCCGCAGGACAGCCGCAAUGGCAAUGAGGCAGACUCGCAAUUCGAUGUGUUCGCCAGGGCAAUGGACAGCGCUAUUGAGGCUCGUAACAUAAUGUGGACGAGCAUGCUGCCUUGCCUUAGCGAUGACAUUACGCAGCACCUACGCAGUCAGGCCCACGGACGCUUUCUCGAUAUGAUUCCGUCGUCCAAGGCGCCCAACUUGACCGAGCUAGCCACGAGCGAGGACAGGAUUCAGCUCGCCAAGAACCUGCUCGGCGUCAUAGAGGCCAUCAUCUCGGGCCAGCCGCCCUCAAAGUCUGCGCAGCUGACUUCGAUGCUGGUCGACAAGCUCACCGAUCUGUGGGAGAUUAUUUCUAGCCACGAGACGUCUGCGGCUCGGGACGCUGUUCGCAAGCACUGGCUACCGUUUUUGCUUCGCUUCAUCACCCUGCACAGCAUCUAUUCGUCCUCCUCCGCUGAUGUUUCCACCCCGACGGCCGCCUCCGCAUCCGGGGCCAGCUCAACCGUCGUCAACAAGAAUGUCAACAACGUUGGCGCGCCAGCGGCAGCCACCACCGCUACCAACAGCAUCACUAAUACCAAUAACGAGGCCCGCGCGCGCAUCGUCUUUGUCCUCUGCGGGAUUCUCUUCGCGCUCGAGGCGCAGCAGACGCUCCCGCCCGAUGGCAAGCUCGCGCAGCAAGUCUUUGACAUUGCGCUCCUCCUCGUCGACGCUCUCCCCGACGACCUGCGGCUGCACUGCGCGCGCGGCGUGCUCGCCAACCCCUCGGCGGUGCCUAGCGGUCCCAUGGCGUCGACGGCAACCUCAUCGCGCGGCGGUACCUCGGACUCGCGCAUCUACUACCUCUUUAGCGCGCCGCGGCCCACCGCCGCCGACAAUCUGAUGCUCGCGCACAGAGACAAGAGCGCCAUCCCACUGAGCGCUGCGGCGCGCGGCCUCGGCGCCAUGUACGGCAUCGGGCCAACCCUCCAGGAGAGGUACAGCCACUUUACGUUUCGGCGAUGGGAGGCGCUCAGCGAGCCGACACCUAAUGUGGGCGAAAAUGACACGAGUCUGUCCUUGGGCCUGUUUGAAGCCAUCAAGAUUCAGUAA
Molecule: messenger RNA, 4722 nt
Organism: Beauveria bassiana ARSEF 2860
Lineage: Eukaryota; Fungi; Ascomycota; Sordariomycetes; Hypocreales; Cordycipitaceae
Product: transcription mediator subunit Med12
Exons: 3
Coding region: 1-4722 (1573 amino acids)
Biological process (GO): regulation of transcription by RNA polymerase II
Cellular component (GO): mediator complex
Molecular function (GO): transcription coregulator activity
Source: RefSeq, a predicted model, not a curated record